UUUACUUUUGAAAUUGACAUUCAAUAAUUUUAUCAUUUUUAUCAUAGCGUAGUGGUUAUUAUACUCUUUGUUUAUAAUUUUAUUGGCCUCAAAAACAAACUAUAAUAAUAAUAAUAAUAUUCCUAUUAUUAAAUAACCACCUGUGAAGCUAAAACAGCAUUUUAAUCUCGCUUAAACUUUUGUUUAAUGAUUAAAUGUGUUAUUUUUAAUGCUAAAAAUAUUUAAGUUAACAUUUUUAAAACCUAAAGUAAAUUUUUGUCAAAUAUUCAGAACUAUGUCUUAUAAAGUAUUUGUAUAUGGAACACUGAAACGCAAUGAGCCGAAUCACCAUUGGCUCACAAACCCAGACAAUGGUGUAGGACAAUUUAUUAAUGAGGGCAGGACAAAAACAAAGUAUCCGCUCAUUAUAGGAACGAAAUAUAAUAUACCCUUUCUACUACAUAGUCCAGGCGAUGGUCAUAAUGUUAAAGGAGAAAUAUAUGAAGUUGAUGACACAAUGCUAAGCAAAUUAGACAUCCUAGAAGAUCAUCCCAACUAUUACGUCAGAGAAAUUGAUGACGUCAUUGUUAAUAAAGAUCCUUCAUCUGAGGAAGAAACUGUAAAAUGUUGGAUAUAUUUCCUGAAGAAUUUCCGUCGAGAGCUGUUAACCAAGCCACAGCUUGAAAACUACUCAUCUCAAGGUUCACACGGCCUGCCCUACAUGGAAAGGUCCAAACGAGAUCCUAACGAUAAUUAUUAUCCAGAAGUUAAACGAUAAAUCUUUCAGAUUAAUUAUUUCGCAACAAUGAAUCGACAAUCGAUGAUCUUGACGAUAUGCUGUGUGAUAUGAAGUCAUAAAAUAUGACAAAUUGUUUGUCGUGUAUGGCUACAAAAAUAUAUUUUUAUUGCUGCCAACAUUAUUUUCUGCUAUAUAAAUAUAUUAUCUGAGAUAGAUAUAGAUGAGAUAUAUAUCGAGAAAUUAUUUUCUUUGUAACAUUCCUAAAUUGUUUAAGUUAUAAUAUAAUUUACAAUAUACUUGUUAUUAAUAAAAAAAUAUAUUAUAAAGUU
Molecule: messenger RNA, 1047 nt
Organism: Nymphalis io (European peacock)
Lineage: Eukaryota; Metazoa; Arthropoda; Insecta; Lepidoptera; Nymphalidae
Product: putative gamma-glutamylcyclotransferase CG2811
Exons: 5
Coding region: 209-757 (182 amino acids)
Molecular function (GO): gamma-glutamylaminecyclotransferase activity
Source: RefSeq, a predicted model, not a curated record